CAACUCCCGUAAGCCCGUGGUUAUCUGCUCGGGAUUCCUAGAAGAGGAGGCAGGCUGGGGUUGGUUAGAUAUCGAAGCUCGGACUAAUAUCCCGUGUAGGUAUAUGUAAGUGGCGCCAGGGUGUUAUCUUUAUCUAUCAGGGCUUAAAUGGUUGGAGCUUUGAGGUUGGGAAUUCCUCCCACUUUAGGGAUUGUCUCUCCAACUCUUCGCCUUAUUUAUGAAGAUUGCUCGCUUGUGUUACCUCGUAGCAACGCUGCAUCUAUAUAUUCCUGUCAAUCCAAACCCGCAUUCGAAUUCUUUGGCUCUUCCGGAAUAUUCGAAUAGGGCUGUCUCUAGCGGCUUACUAUUGACGUAAAGCCGGACAAGCUAUCCACAUACAUGAUAGCGCAGGCGGCGACUUGGGUGGAGCUGGGUGAGCUUUUUUUUCUCGGUCAAGGGGAUUGCCACCUUCCAACCCAAUACAUUUGUCACGGUUUCGAAUAGUCUUCCGGUUACUCAAACCGGGCCGGAAUUCUCUCAUUUUACUUUUGGAAUCGCGGCUUUUUGUGAGACUACUGUUUUCACUAUCACGCAAUGGCAACCACUCCUCCGGACGUGUCCGAAACUAAAAUUGCGGCGCAGGACGCCGAGCACGGGAUUGCGACGGACCCGACUUUCGGGGUUGAUGAGAAGAAACUCAUGAGGAAGCUCGAUGCCCAUAUUAUCCCGCUUGUGAUGCUUUUAUAUACAUUUAGCUUUUUGGACCGUGUGAACAUUGGAAAUGCGCGUCUCUAUGGUAUGGAGAAGGACCUUGGGUUGGUGGGGAAUCAGUUCCAAGUGGGCGUUUCGAUCUUCUUCGUCACGUAUCUGUUGUUCGAAGUACCUUCGAAUCUGGUGCUGAAACCCCUGACACCGUCCCGGUAUAUCGCGUUCAUCGCAUUUGGCUGGGGUAUCAUAGCAAUGUGCACCGGCUUCGUCCAAAGCUAUGGAGGUCUCAUUGCCGUACGUCUGAUUCUCGGUAUUGUUGAAGCUGGUCUCUUCCCCGGGCUUAAUGUCUACCUGACGUUCUUCUACACGAAGAAAGAACUUGCUCUGCGCGUCGGCUAUUUAUUCGUCAGCGCUGCUAUCGCUGGUGCUCUGGGCGGAUUGUUAGCUUAUGGUAUUGGCCAGAUGUCAGGGGUCGCUGGGUAUAAUGGGUGGAGGUGGAUUUUCAUCAUCGAGGGUCUUCCGAGUAUCGUGCUGGGCGUCAUUUCGUUCUUCCUCCUACCAAACGAUAUCGAUCAUGCGUAUUUCUUGACUCCUGAAGAGAAAAAGUUUGCCAACGCGCGACAUUUACGUCAUUAUGGGUUUACGGAGAGCGCGCAGAAGUUUAGUAAGGAUGACAUGGUGGCUGCGUUUAAGGAUUGGAAGAUUUGGUUAUUCUGCAUUGGCCAAUUCGGUGUGGAUACCUUGCUAUAUGGGUACUCGACCUUCCUACCAACGAUCAUCCGCGGCCUGGGGGAAUGGUCUACUGCGGAGAUUCAACUGCUUACUAUUCCUUGUUACUUCGUCGGUGCUAUGACGUACAUGGGAAUUGCGUACGUAUCGGAUCGUAUGCAGAUGCGUGCCCUUUUCGCCAUCGUUUUUGGCGCUAUUAGCGUGGUUGGAUACGGUGUGCUGCUCUCCAACUCGUCUGCUGGUGUCCACUAUUUUGGUUGCUUUCUCGUGGCUACGGGGCUUUACGUAACUGUCGGUCUGCCAUUAGCUUGGUUACCGAAUAAUACACCGCGAUAUGGCAAGCGUACGACGGCUAACGGCAUGCAAUUGACCUCGGGUAAUGCUGCUGGUAUUAUGUCAUCAUUUAUAUACCCCAGUACGGAUGGACCUCGUUAUAUCGUAGGGAACGCGGUGUCUCUAUCUCUUGUAGGAAUGGCUGCCUGUAUAUUUGGUUUCUUGUGGUUUUGGUUUGCUAGAGAGAAUAGGAAACGGGAUGAAGGUCAUCUGAAGUCUGAGCAUGAGAAUUUAUCUGAAGAUGAACUGGCUGAACUUGGUGAUGAGAGUCCGAGAUUCAAGUAUACCAUUUAAGAUUUAUCCUUAUAUGAAUAAUUAAUUCUCAUACAAGAAUCUUAAAAUCUUUAUUGUUGUAAAGGAGAUAGGAAAAGUCUUAGUGGCCAAUCAGAUUAUGACCCGCUCUAGCUGCCUAGCUGACUGCCC
Hypoxylon trugodes is the source of this 2172-nucleotide messenger RNA. RefSeq names its product MFS general substrate transporter. The transcript is spliced from 8 exons. Gene Ontology annotation, biological process: transmembrane transport. Gene Ontology annotation, molecular function: transmembrane transporter activity. The record is from RefSeq and is a predicted model, not a curated record. Lineage: Eukaryota; Fungi; Ascomycota; Sordariomycetes; Xylariales; Hypoxylaceae. Gene Ontology annotation, cellular component: membrane. Bases 574 to 2043 code for a protein of 489 amino acids.